GGUUUAACUUUGAAAGAACCGAUGACGUAAUUCCCCUGCGACAAACAUAUUCUCGAAGAAGGCGGCAUGAUGGAGGUUUCUGCUUCUAAUAAUGUUUCUCUCAGAGAGUUCGGCUGUGAACAGAAUCUGCUGUCCAGACCGGACGGCUCGGCGUCGUUCGUCCAGGGGGAUACGAGUGUGAUGGCCGGCGUUUACGGGCCUGCUGAGGUCAAAGUCAGUAAAGAAAUCUAUGAUCGGGCCACUCUGGAGGUGUUGCUUCAGCCUAAAGUGGGACCAGCAGGUGUGAGGGAGCAGUCACAGGAGCAGUGUGUGAGAGAAACGUGUGAGGCAGCUCUUCUCUUGUCUCUUCAUCCUCGCUCCUCGCUGACCCUCAUCCUUCAGGUGCUGCAUGACGACGGCUCGCUCCUGUCCUGCUGCCUGAAUGCGGCCUGCAUGGCUCUGAUGGAUGCAGGCUUGUCCAUGAGCUGUCUUUUCUGUGGAGUGACGUGCGCCAUCGGUGCGGACGGUGACAUCAUCGCAGAUCCCACAGCAGCUCAGGAGAAAGAAAGUCGAGCGUUGAUGACUUUCGCCAUCGACAGCACAGAACGAAGAGUGAUGAUGUCAUCGACCAAAGGUUCAUUUUCGGUCCAGGAGCUGCAGGAAUGUGUAGCCGUCAGCCAGAAAGCAUCGGAGAAGGUCUUCCAGUUCUACAGAGACUCCGUGAGACGGCGCUACUCCAAAAACCUCUGAUUCCCCCCCCCCCUUCCAAGUCUUCUUUUAAUAGAAAGCAUAAAUAUUCAGUUUUUAUUAAUUAUUUUCAAAUAAAAAGAGAGGAAAAUCUUUUCA
This is a messenger RNA of Nothobranchius furzeri (turquoise killifish), 825 nucleotides long. It is a transcript of the gene exosc5, whose product is annotated as exosome component 5. Lineage: Eukaryota; Metazoa; Chordata; Actinopteri; Cyprinodontiformes; Nothobranchiidae. Gene Ontology annotation, cellular component: cytoplasmic exosome (RNase complex); nuclear exosome (RNase complex); nucleolus. The record is from RefSeq and is a predicted model, not a curated record. Gene Ontology annotation, biological process: U4 snRNA 3'-end processing; poly(A)-dependent snoRNA 3'-end processing; rRNA catabolic process.